AUGUCCUCAAAAGCAAAGGCCAAGCAGGUACAGCCGACGGUUACUCCCCUCUCAACGCAAGAGAUUCAACAGAACUAUAAUCGCUUGCAGAAUGAACUUCAGACUUUGGCCGGCAAGAUUGGUGAGCUGGAGCAGGAAGCGGAAGAGCACAGCCUGGUCCUGACCACAUUGGACGAGGCAUUGGCGGAAGAGCCGGAUCGCAAGUGUUUUCGACUAGUUGGCGGUGUUUUGGUCGAGAGAACUGUGAAGGAUGUUGUUCCUGCGCUGCAAACAAACCGUGGUGGGAUCUUGAAAGUAAUAUCCACUCUCGCAGAACAAUACAAGACCAGGGACGAAGAAUUUGAGACGUUCAAGCGGGACUACAACAUCCGACCAGCAGCAGCAGGGUAG
Messenger RNA from Sparassis crispa, 390 nucleotides. Its product is annotated as Probable prefoldin subunit. Gene Ontology annotation, molecular function: protein folding chaperone. Gene Ontology annotation, cellular component: prefoldin complex; cytoplasm. The record is from RefSeq and is a predicted model, not a curated record. The transcript is spliced from 4 exons. Gene Ontology annotation, biological process: protein folding. Bases 1 to 390 code for a protein of 129 amino acids. NCBI's taxonomy places the organism in Eukaryota, Fungi, Basidiomycota, Agaricomycetes, Polyporales, Sparassidaceae.